This is a messenger RNA of Nannizzia gypsea CBS 118893, 1344 nucleotides long. RefSeq lists its product as hypothetical. The transcript has a single exon. Gene Ontology annotation, biological process: protein N-linked glycosylation. The coding region runs from base 1 to 1344 and encodes 447 amino acids. The record is from RefSeq and is a predicted model, not a curated record. Gene Ontology annotation, cellular component: mannan polymerase complex. Gene Ontology annotation, molecular function: alpha-1,6-mannosyltransferase activity. Lineage: Eukaryota; Fungi; Ascomycota; Eurotiomycetes; Onygenales; Arthrodermataceae.
AUGUCGACUGCAUGGCAACGAGUGCUGCGAGCGCUCAUUGUAGCCUCCGUCAUCAGCGUCGUACUCAUCUACUCAGCUCGACAGUUUGGUCCUGCCUCUGUCCACACAGCAAUACAUGAUCGCCCAGAUGAUCAGCAUAAGGCCUUUCAGCCGCCGCCGCCAGCGCCGGAUGGAGAGCCUCCUUUGAUCUCGCACCCACCGCUGGCCGUACCAACACCAGCAUCAUCAUCAAAAGCUGCACCAGGACCACCAGCUUCCAGUACCUCAGUGGUUACACCGGCAACAGCAACAACAACAUCAUCAUCAUCACCACCACCACCAUCACACCCUGGAGAGGCCAAUGAAGCAAUUCCUGGGGUUCCUAGCAAGAUAUGGCAGACAGCCAAACAUGCCAACCUUAGCAGCGAGUACACCGACAUGAGCAAUACGUGGAUAGCGAACAACCCUACGUUCCGCCAUGAGCUGCUCACCGAUGAGUCGAGCGAUGACUACGUGCGCAGCCGGUACCCUAACUCAAACAUCGUAGCUCUUUACACAGGGCUCAAAAUUCCCAUUCUCCGAGCCGAUCUGCUGCGUUACCUCAUCUUGUUAUCUGAAGGCGGCAUCUGGGCUGACCUGGAUACUACCUGUGAGCAGCCGGUAAACAGCUGGCUACCAGCUGAGAUGCACAAUGCGAACAGUACCGUCAAGGCUGGUCUGAUUGUUGGACUCGAACCUGAUGCCGACCAUGGCGGUAAGAAGGUUCUGACCAAUGCUGUUUUGGCAGCGCAGCCCGGUUCCAAGCAUAUCAAGGCUGUCGUGGAUGAUAUCGUGAAGCAACUUUAUGAAAUUGCAAAGCAAAAGGGAGUCGGGCCAGAAGGGAUCACACUCGAGAUGAUCAGCGAUGUUGUUGAAGUGACAGGCAGGAAAAAGAUGACUGCAAAGAUCAUCGAGUCUCUUUCCAAGACGCUGAAUAAGGAGAUAAAGGAGGGUGAUCUAGUGAAGAACGGCAGCAAGGAGCCGCAAGUUCUCGACGACGUGAUCAUACUUCCCGUCCCCGCAUUCGCCUCGUAUGACGGCAACCCAACACCCCCCGGCCGGGUGCUUGUGACGCACCACCACGCAGGCACAUGGAAAAGUGCUGCCGAAGAUGCCAGGAAGAACCGGGAGAAGCAACUUCAGGAGGAGGCAGACAGGCUGAAGAAGGCCGCAGAUGAGGCCGAGAGGAAGCAAAAGGAGAAAGCGGAAGAGCAGAAGAAGGAGGAAGAUGCUUCGAAAAAGGCAAAGGAGGACGGGGAGAAGCAGCGUAAGGAGCAGGAGACUAGGGAGGAAGCGCAGAGGGAAGCCAGCGACAAGCAGCUAUAA